Molecule: messenger RNA, 1111 nt
Organism: Procambarus clarkii (red swamp crayfish)
Lineage: Eukaryota; Metazoa; Arthropoda; Malacostraca; Decapoda; Cambaridae
Source: RefSeq, a predicted model, not a curated record
GCUGGACGCGCCUGCGCGGGAAGGAUGUAUUGCCAGGAUGCUUGCAACCUAACCCAGACCCCGGCAGCGAUCCUGCAAGACAGUGGCACGUCACCCUCGGCCUCUAUCACAACACUCUCGACCUCUACCACCACACAAGAGCUUACUCUUGACUAAACUGCCAGCUGGUUGCCGUAUCUUGGGAAUAUUUAUGAAGAAAAGUGAAGGAGCUGAUCAGGUGUAGAGUUGAUCCAUAUAGAACUUGGUGUACAGCAUGCCAGCCACGGAGGCAGUAAUGAGGGCGGUGACUGUGACGUGUAUGGUGGCUCAAGCAGUGUCCCAACUACAUAACAACGGUAUCUCCAACAACCUCACCCCUUAUUACAAAAACGGAAACUCCUUCAACAACCUCGUCCCUGACUACAGCAGCUACCCUUGGCUCUCCUCCCCACCUCCUCUUAUUUUGCCCGCAAGAUUGGUGAACGACUCGCUGCUGUCUUAUCCCUCUAGACCAUCGUAUCCUACCCAGCCACCUAACUCACCAAAACCAAUCUACCGUUCACAACUAACCUACCCAUCACAACCAGCCUACCAUUUACUUUUACCCUCUGACCCACCGUACCAUACACAACCCACUUACCCACCGUUCUCUACUCAACCCACUUACCCACCAAAAGCAUCCUACCAUGCACAAUUAUCCUAUCCAUUACUACCAUCUUAUCACUCUGUACCAUCUUAUCCUGGUUCGGCCUAUUACUGGCAAGAUAAUGACUCGCAGCAAUCCUACCCUUGGCAAACAAUGUAUUCCUUGCAAACCUACUACACAUCCUACCCUAGCUUGGCCUCUUCCCCUCCGACAUCGACCACACUGCCUACGGGGCCACCAGUGCGUCCUACGGACGUGCCAAGGAACGCCAUUCCCACUUCCAUUGCAGUUUGGCCCACGGGAAGAGCCAGAACCACAAGGCCACCCUCUAUCCAGCAGUGGCCCACCGAGAAGGCAACUAUACCCACAUUUUCUCACACCACAAAACCUUCCUGGCCAACUGAAAAGACCAUUAAACAAUCGUUUAUCCCGAUGUGGCCCACCAAGAAGAGCACCUAUCCAUACUUUUCACCCAUAGGGCUAUAA